GCUCCUCCUGCUGCUGCUGUGACUGCUCCUGGCCUUGCUUUGGCUCUGACUCUGGCUCUCGGUUUGCCAGCAGCUCCCCAACUACGCUGAGCUAGUCCAGCAGCCUGUCCAGUCUCUCCUUGGCCCCCUGGAGUUCCUCCUUGACCUCCUUGAUGGCCCCCUCUGUUGAUCGUGCCCCCAUACACACUGACAUACACCCAAUGGGACUUCUGCAAUCACAGGAGGAGGCCAUCGAAGAGCUCAAAUUGGCACUUCUGGAGGUCCAAGAUGCCCUGGUCCAGAUGUCUGCCAACGCUGUCAGGCUAAAGUUGCUGCUGAAGCAAGCGCUGAAGCGACAGCGGCAAGAGAAGUUGCGUCAAGAGAAGCAAUAACAAGAGCAG
Messenger RNA from Protomyces lactucae-debilis, 380 nucleotides. RefSeq lists its product as uncharacterized. The record is from RefSeq and is a predicted model, not a curated record. The transcript has a single exon. Bases 153 to 371 code for a protein of 72 amino acids. NCBI's taxonomy places the organism in Eukaryota, Fungi, Ascomycota, Taphrinomycetes, Taphrinales, Protomycetaceae.